UGCUCAAGAGCUCACGCUGGUGACAGAUCCGGGUUUUACAAAUCACUUCACUAGUCGCUGUUGUUGUCAGAGGGUUUGUGUAGCCUAUAGUGUUGACCAUGGCUGUUCUUAUGGAGCACCCAUUUAAACAGCUUCCAGCCGAUAAACAAGUGGACACUAGAUCAUUCUUGGAGUCGGUGUCAUAUCUUCCGCCAUUCUUUGACUGCCUUGGCUCUACUGUUUUUGCUCCAGUUAAAGCUGACAUUGCAGGGAACAUCACAAAAAUCAAGGCAGUUUAUGACAGCAACCCUAGCAGGUUCAAGACCCUUCAACAAAUCCUGGAGGUAGAGAAGGAGAUGCAUGGAGCAGACUGGCCCAAAGUGGGAGCCACCCUGGCACUUAUGUGGCUAAAGAGGGGUCUCCGGUUCAUCCAGGUCCUGCUGCAGAGUCUGGUGGAUGGGGAGAAGGACGAAAACAACCCCAACCUCAUCCGGGUCAAUUGCACCAAAGCCUAUGAGCUGGCCCUGAAGAAGUACCAUGGUUGGCUAGUGCAGAAGCUCUUCAAGGCAGCUAUGUUCGCAGCGCCCUACAAGGUGGAUUUCCUGAAGGCGCUGUCCAAGGGGCAGGAAGUCAAGGAAGAGGACUGCCGGGACAAAAUCAGACUAUUUCUAGUCAACUUCACUGCCACUAAUGAUGCCAUCUAUGAGAUGUACACCAAGAUGAAUGCCGAGCUAGAUUACACCGUGUGACUACAGCAGAUAACUCCCCAUCUCCUUAAGGAUCUGCC
Molecule: messenger RNA, 766 nt
Organism: Coregonus clupeaformis (lake whitefish)
Lineage: Eukaryota; Metazoa; Chordata; Actinopteri; Salmoniformes; Salmonidae
Gene: gltpa
Product: glycolipid transfer protein a
Exons: 5
Coding region: 99-728 (209 amino acids)
Biological process (GO): intermembrane lipid transfer; ceramide transport
Cellular component (GO): cytosol; membrane; cytoplasm
Molecular function (GO): ceramide 1-phosphate transfer activity; ceramide 1-phosphate binding
Source: RefSeq, a predicted model, not a curated record